Molecule: messenger RNA, 1397 nt
Organism: Cylicocyclus nassatus
Lineage: Eukaryota; Metazoa; Nematoda; Chromadorea; Rhabditida; Strongylidae
Source: the annotation of a GenBank genome assembly
AAUUCCAGAUUUGAGAAAUUGCUCACUGUCAUUGGAAACGACUCCUUUUUGAUCUUCAAUGGCUACCUUACGUAAACGUACUGCAUCAGAUGUUGAUGGUGUGGUACCAACCAAACGGCCGACAUUUGAGGAGUCAAUGCCACUGGCACUAAGAGAACCAGCCCCAUAUAGCGAUGAAGAAGCUGCUAUUGCAGAAAGAAAUCGAGUUGACUACACAAAGAAGAUCACACUUGCAAUGGCUAGAGCUAAUACAGCUGGCCGGCCCGUGCGCAUCUAUGCUGAUGGCAUUUACGACUUGUUCCAUCAUGGGCAUGCAAAUCAACUAAGGCAAUGCAAAACAGCAUUUCCUAACGUCUACCUCAUAGUUGGAGUGUGUGGCGAUAAGAGCACCCACAAGUACAAAGGUCGCACAGUAACAUCGGAAGAAGAGCGAUACGAAGGGGUGCGACAUUGUCGUUAUGUGGACGAAGUCUAUCGUGAUGCCCCAUGGUUUUGUACGGUGGAGUUUUUGAAAGAAUUGAAGGUUGACUUCAUUGCUCAUGAUGCUAUACCGUAUGUAGCACCCGGAGAAGAAGAUUUAUAUGAGAAGUUCAGGAGAGAAGAAAUGUUCAUCGAGACUCAGCGUACGGAAGGUGUGUCAACAAGCGAUGUAGUAUGUCGGAUCAUCCGUGAUUACGACAAAUAUGUCCGCAGAAAUCUGAAACGAGGCUAUUCUGCCAAAGAACUGAACGUUGGCUUCCUAGCAGCCAGCAAGUAUCAAAUACAGAAUAAGGUCGACAGUCUGAAGGAGAAGGGUUUGGAGUUUAUCAACAACUGGAAAAGCCGAUCAGACGACUUUAUUCGAGAUUUCUUGGACACAUUCCAUCGGGAUGGACGAUUAAAUUACUUUGGCGGGCGACUCAAAGAGCUGGUAUCCAGAUCGAACUCACCCUCUCCAGAUCGGGAAGAUCAGGACGAAGGAGAUCUUGCGGCACCCCGUAUAACAAGGAGUUAUUCUUCGAAUGAUUCGUCUUCUCCACGACGAAGUCCAUGAGCUUUAUUCUUUCUUUUAUCCCUUCCUGUUUCUGGCUUCAAAAUUUCUAGUUUUUAAUCCUGCAAAAUUACUUAAAAAUGGGCUAAUGUCUGUACCGAGUGAUGUACAUCAACUGGAUACGUAGCCUUAUAGUCCAAGUUUGUACCGUUUAGAUAAUUUGUUGCACUUAUGGGGUGAUUCUGCUCUAAUCUUUGUUUUCUAGUAAUCGAGUUGUAGCCGUUUGUUUUGGGAUCUAAGAACAUCUCCACUUUCACCAUGACUUUACCCUUACCUGGAAAUCUUCUCAAAUAUCUAAGGUUCCUUGAAGAUGAUUCUCGUUUGACAGUGCCGCAUCUGCCUUUAAACCAAACUGCAUUUUUUUAAA